Molecule: messenger RNA, 315 nt
Organism: Bipolaris sorokiniana ND90Pr
Lineage: Eukaryota; Fungi; Ascomycota; Dothideomycetes; Pleosporales; Pleosporaceae
Exons: 2
Source: RefSeq, a predicted model, not a curated record
CAGGAAAAGGUAACGCUAUGGGCGUUAGAAACGGACCCCUACUUGCUGGAAGUAAUAAACGAUAAGAAAGAGCUUAAAGCUCUAAGAGAAUGUAUAAGCACGUAUAUACCUCUAUAUAUAAGAACCGAACUUAUUAAGACCUUGUACGAGUCCCUAGAAUAUAGACACGCAGGUGUGGACGAAAUGGUUAGACGACUAGCUAAGGUGUUUGUAAUACCACGCUUGCGAGCGAAGGUGCAGGAAAUACUAGAUAACUAUUUGUAUAAAAUUAGCAACGAUAAAGUAUUCGCCACACUACGCGAACUACGGAUAUAA